GUUCUCUCUCUACAUACAGAUACAGACACCAACAUAAUAGAGCUGAGUUGCUUUAUUUCAUUUCGACCCGACAAUUCCAAUUAACUCUUUCAAGAAUCUUUCACUCCUCACUUCAUAUUUGUGAUUACCUCCUCUCCUUUCACUUGACGAAUUUCCGAGGGAAUUUAAGUAAUCGUUCUCAUGGAUCCUUGGUUCAGUGAUUCCAACACAUCAAAUGAGUUUAAAUUUGAUGAUGGAAGUUUUCUCCCCAGUUAUGAUCAGCUUCAAAACCUUAGAAAUGGGACUAAACAUGAUUACUUAGAUCUUGAUGUCCUGGAUAUCCCUUUCCUUCCUAUAAGCCCAGGCCCUGAUAAUUUUGGUCCAUCUUCGAAUGUGAGCUAUGAAACCGACUCUCCAGAUGAUGUAGACUCUGAUCCAGUGCUAAAAUUUCUCAAUCAGAUUCUAGUUGAAGAGGAUAUGGAAGAGAAGCCUAGCAUGUUUCAUGACCCCCUUGCUCUACGUGCUGCUGAGAAAUCCUUGUAUGAAGUCAUUGGGCAGAAGUACCCACCUUCACCGUCUUAUCCAGGAAGUUAUGUUGAUCAAAAGUCUGACAGUCCUGAUAGCUUUUUCGGGAAUUCCAGCGAGUAUACAAGCAGCAGUAAUGCUGGAAGUAGUUCUAUUGAUCCUCAAUGGAUUGUUGAUCCAGGUGAAAAUACUUCGUCAAUGGAACAGGGUCAUCUGCAGGAUCUUUUGUCCGAUUCAUUCUUACCGGUCAGUUCACAAUCAUCAUCACUUGCUGUCAACAGCUCCUAUGGUAAUGUGAAUACACUGAUGAACUCCUUUAGCGAUGCAAGCCUGCUUCAGAAUUUGUUUGGUGAUAGUGAAUCCAUCUUGCAGUUCAAGAGAGGGAUGGAAGAAGCUAGUAAAUUCCUUCCUAACAGUAAUCCAUUGAUUAUUGAUUUGGACAAAUAUGAAUUACCUAAAAAAUCAGAAGAUAUAAGUCCAGCUGUUGUUAUCAAAACAGAAAUAGAAGAGCCUCACAACUCGUCUAAUAGCCUCAAGGGAAGGAAGCAUCAACAUACAGACGAUGGGAAUUUGGAAGACAUGGAAAGAAGCAGCAAGCAGUUUGCAACAUAUGUUGAAGAGGUUGAACUAUCUGAAAUGUUUGAUAGAGUUCUUCUCUACACUGAUGUCAAGAAGGAGUGUGGCAACAAUGAUACUGAACUGGCAGGCCCGGCUCCGCUGCCAGCAGUGCUGCCUAAUGGGUCUAAUGGCAGAAAAGCUCGUGCAAAGAAAAAUGAGAGACAGGGGGAUUCCGUGGACCUCAGAACCCUUUUGAUUAGUUGUGCUCAAUCUGUUGCUGCUGAUGAUCGUAGAACAGCAUAUGAACAAUUAAAGCAGAUCAUGCAGCAUUCUUCUCCAACCGGUGAUGUAUACCAGAGGUUGGCCCAUGUGUUUGCUAGUGGUCUUCAGGCACGGCUGGGUGGGACUGGAACUGAGCUUUAUGCAUCCCUAAAUCGCAGGAAAAUUACGGCUGCAGAGAAGUUAAAAGCCUACCAGGUGUAUCUUUCAGCCUGUCCAUUCAAGAAGUUGUCGAUUGCUUAUGCAAAUAAGAUGAUUUAUUCGCUGGCAUCAGAAGCAACUACACUGCAUAUUAUUGAUUUCGGUAUCCUUUAUGGCUUCCAGUGGCCUAUCCUCAUUCAGCAGCUUUCAGAGAGAGCUAGUGGGACUUUCAAGCUGCGUAUCACUGGAAUUGAGCUUCCACAACCAGGUUUUAGACCAGCCGAACUUCUAGAGGAGACAGGUUCCCGCUUAGCAAAAUAUUGUGAACGUUUUGGAGUACCGUUUGAAUACCAAGCCAUUGCAACACAAAACUGGGAGGCAAUUAAGAUCGAGGACCUGAAGAUUGCAAGUGGUGAGGUGAUCGCUGUGAACUCUCUUUUCCGGUUUGGCAGAUUGCUUGAUGAGACAGUUAUGGUUGAUAGUCCAAGGGAUGCUGUUCUGGACCUAAUCAGGAAAAUAAAGCCACAUAUCUUCGUAAACACUGUCACAAAUGGAUCUUUUAAUGCUCCCUUCUUCGUGACUCGUUUCAGGGAGGCCCUGUUCCAUUAUUCUGCACUGUUUGACAUGUUUGAUGCUACCUUGCCUCGUGAUAAUCCACAUAGGAUUGAUUUUGAGCAAGAUUUCCUUGGCCGUGAGGUAAUUAAUGUUGUUGCAUGUGAGGGAGCAGAGAGGGUUGAGAGACCUGAGACGUACAAGCAGUGGCAAGUUCGCCACAUACGGGCUGGGUUCAAACCGCUGCCCUUGGAUCAUGGGAUUUUGAAAAAAAUCAGACACAAGUGCUGUGGAUAUCACAAAGAUUUUCUUUUUGAUGAAGACGGUUUUUGGAUGUUGCAAGGGUGGAAAGGCAGGAUUACUUGUGCAAGCUCGUGUUGGGUCCCUGCAUAGAGUCUGAUGCAUGUUCACUCAACAUUAAGGGGGUUCAGACGAUAUCUGCACUUGAAGUAGCAUUGUAUCAGAAGAAAAGGGAACUUGCAGUUGUGGGGAUGUCAUAUUACAAGGUACUUGGAACUCUAUCCAGUCGACUUACGCCUCUUCUGAUUUGGCUCAUCAUGUUGUAGAAUAGCAAAUCAUGUGUACAUAUAUCAGCGAUCUACGGCACUGAAGAGGGGCUUCCUACUUGACUGCUCUUUCUUGUUCUUGAAUAAUUGAAGAUCUUAGUCUGAGGUUAGAUAUGGUUAGCAUAUGCAUCAUCGCUUAGCUUGUUUUUCUCAGGUAUUAAUAUUAUGUAUUGUAGGGUUGGUGAUUUCUCAUCAUUGCACUCUUUUAACUCAGAUGAUGAUAUGGAUACGCAUAGAUUUGAUCCUAAACUCGAUUUUGUAGAAAUGAUUUCCUUCCAAGUUAUUUAUACUGAUAGUUUCUACC
Molecule: messenger RNA, 2904 nt
Organism: Salvia miltiorrhiza (redroot sage)
Lineage: Eukaryota; Viridiplantae; Streptophyta; Magnoliopsida; Lamiales; Lamiaceae
Product: scarecrow-like protein 14
Exons: 3
Coding region: 181-2427 (748 amino acids)
Biological process (GO): regulation of DNA-templated transcription
Cellular component (GO): nucleus
Molecular function (GO): sequence-specific DNA binding; DNA-binding transcription factor activity
Source: RefSeq, a predicted model, not a curated record